Emys orbicularis (European pond turtle) is the source of this 1011-nucleotide messenger RNA. Its product is annotated as free fatty acid receptor 2-like. The record is from RefSeq and is a predicted model, not a curated record. Gene Ontology annotation, biological process: G protein-coupled receptor signaling pathway; cellular response to fatty acid. Bases 19 to 1011 code for a protein of 330 amino acids. Lineage: Eukaryota; Metazoa; Chordata; Testudines; Emydidae. Gene Ontology annotation, molecular function: G protein-coupled receptor activity. The transcript has a single exon. Gene Ontology annotation, cellular component: plasma membrane.
UCCUUUGUAGAAGCCAAGAUGAUGAGUGCGACCAUUUGCACCCCAGUGGUUCUCACUGUCUACAUCUUCACCUUCCUGAUCGGCCUCCCGUCCAACCUCCUGGCCUUCUACACCUUCCUGGUGAAGGUCCGCCAGAAACCCACCCCCGUUGACAUCCUUCUCCUCAACCUCACCAUAUCCGACAUCUCCCUCCUCAUCUUCCUCCCCUUCAAGAUGGUGGAGGCCAUCUCAGACGGGGCAUGGCCCUUGCCCGCUUUCCUCUGCACACUCACCAGCUUCGUCUUCUACAGUAGCAUCUACAUCAGCUCCCUAUUCCUCAUGGCCGUCAGCGUUGAGCGCUACUUGGGCGUGGCCUUUCCCAUCAAGUACAAGCUCCGACGCCGGCCAGCCUAUGCCACCGCUGCCUCCGUGGUCUUCUGGGUGGUCGGCUGUGCCCACUGCAGCAUUGUCUACAUUGUCCAAUACCAAGACUUGAACAGGACCGCACUCGCCAACAACGGGUCCCACUGCUAUGAAGAUUUCUCCGAUAAGCAGCUCCUGGUCCUCCUCCCUGUCCGGCUGGAGCUCUUCCUGGUCCUCUUCUGCCUCCCCUUCACCGUCACCAUCUUCUGCUAUGUCAACUUUGUCCGCAUCCUGGUGGCCUUGCCCAACAUCCCGGUCCGGAGGAAGCAGCGGGCCGUGGGCCUGGCCGUGGCCACCUUGUUCAACUUCAUAGUCUGCUUCGCUCCCUACAACCUGUCCCACGUGGUGGGCUUUGUCCAGAACAAGAGCCCCACCUGGAGGGUGUACGCUCUUCUCCUCAGCACCCUCAACGCCGCCUUGGACCCCGCCAUCUUCUACUUCUCCUCCACUGCUGUCCAACGGGCCUUCACCAAGUGCCUGGCCGGCCUGUGGCACAAACUCAGAACCUUUGUGGUCCGGUGCCAUCUCCCCUGCUUGACUUGCUGUGGGGAAGGGGGCAGAGAGGUGGAGGCAGCCAGUGGGGACGAGGCUGAGGGGUCAACGACUUGA